Messenger RNA from Arabidopsis thaliana (thale cress), 1916 nucleotides. RefSeq names its product K-stimulated pyrophosphate-energized sodium pump protein. The record is from RefSeq and is marked reviewed. Bases 216 to 1148 code for a protein of 310 amino acids. Lineage: Eukaryota; Viridiplantae; Streptophyta; Magnoliopsida; Brassicales; Brassicaceae. The transcript is spliced from 10 exons.
AUCGGAGUUCACAGUAGCAAAAGAGAAAAGAAGUUCACGCCUAAUUACGACUAAUUUUUAAAUCCAGAGGAGACCCCAUUCAUUGAUUGAUUGAAUAAAAUAAUUCGUAACGAAGAAGCAAUCAUUAUCAUUCUCUCGAUUUCUCAUACUAGCGAUAAUAGAUCGACGCUGUUGAUCGCAUGUGGUAGUUCCUUUUUGGAUCAGUGGUUUUUGAAAUGGAGAAAGUUUCGUCGCCGUCUUCCUCUUUUUCACGGAGGUCUGCUUAUCUUGAAGCUCUUACACAAGAGAUUAAGAAGAAGCUUACACGGGCUGUUGUCUCUCCAGCACAAACACGCAACUUGUUACAAGACUUAUUUGCUGAUAUAGCUCUCGAAGUAGACGAUCGAGCCAAAGAUGUGAUCCUUAGCAAAGAAGAGGAUUUGAUUACUUCUGAUGAAGCAGAUGCUGAUGGUCCGUUAUGCUUUUUCGAUGUCCUUGCUGAUUACUAUGUGAAAGUGUCUGAGAGGGGGAAGGAUAUACUUGAUUUGAUGGUGCAGCUGUGGAGCCAGUCCUUUGCAUCACAUAUAUUCUCUCUACUGUUCCAUAAAUGGCUGUUUGAGGUUGAGCUUGACAAUCAAGAAAUACUCCUGCGAUAUUCUUCGGCUCUGGUGCAGGGAGCAACAAAUGUGUUCUGGAUAGACAUCCAGACAAAUACGAGGCGCUUCCAAAGUCUCUUUCGGUAUCUCCUUGAGGAAGUUGCUUUGGAGCAGAUACGAUUGAAAAAAAUUCCCAUUCAGGCUCAGAGGGAACUGUAUCUCUUACUCUCUAGGUUCAUUUUCUUUUACAAUUCAGUGGAUAAACUCGAUAGCUUCUUGAGGAACUUCCCAGAGUUUCCAAAUGCUUUCUUGAUUGGAGGACCUGGAGAUUUCCUUGUUAUCGAACUAACUGAUCAGCUGCAAAAACUGAAGGUGGAACCAGUGCUGCUACAUUAUCUUUCUCAGAUGAAGAUUCUUCAAGGUAUGGAACUGAGAAUGACUACUAGCACAAGGUUAAAGGCGUGUUUAUACAGUUUUACCUCUCCUGGAGGUCCAAUGUACCCGACAAGAGCCGUCCGUCAUGCAGCCUGGGAUGCUUUGGAUUCCCUCUUUCCUGUGAGUAUUACCUUGUAAAAAGUUCAGGUUUAGGCCCAUUGUUUUGAUUGCAAGAUCCAGUGUAAGUGUGUAUGGGUUUCAAAAACAUCAUCUAAGAGUUUUAGGCAAUCACCUAAAAAUCUGAAAGCUCCCAAAGUUCAGCAAAACAGGCUCAAGUUCGCUCGUUUGAUGUCUUUAACACUUGCAUAUAGAUCACAUUAUGGAUAGGCUUGGCUUGUAACAUUGUGAUGCUCUUGUCUUGCAGGUUGGGCGUUACCCGAGGCAUCUCAUUAGUCUAUUUUUCAGGCUGCUAUAUCCGUGGUACUGGCCAUCCUCAUGCUGGAACUUUGUGGUUUCUUGCAUUAAGGCGGUACUCUAUUCUAUCGUAAGGCUCAUCUUUUCACGGCGAGAAAAGCCAAGGCAGAGCUGAAUAGCUUUUACUUUUGAUGAAGCUUACAGCAGGAAUCCAAUCCUUGUGUAUAUAAUGUGGUUUUGGUCAAAGAGGCAAACCAGUGAACCUUACCUUCACCUGUAUUACUGUCUACAGAGAAGAUAAACUCCGUUUUGUGAAAGAUCCCAUGGAUAAGCUUUUGACUUGUUUUGUUGUCAUUGGUAAAAUUGUUAUUUUGCUAUAGAGGACGUGUAUUGUGUCCAGAAACCCUUCUUGUGUAGAAGAUAAACCAUUUCGGCCUUCUGUUUUAGUUGUAUUGGAUCUGUAAGAACUAAGAACCCUUAAACUUUUCACCAUUCAUGGACCAUGAUAUCAUCCAACGUUGUGUAUAUUACUAAUUCGACAUGCUUAGAAAU